UGCCGACCCGUGUGAUCAACGACAUCGCCGCCGAGCCCCUAUUCUCCUAUUCACAGCAGCUGCGCAGACCCGCCUUUCCAUCACCAUUUCUCACUCCAAAACCCCCUCCCCCUCGAACUUUCUCUUUUCCUCUUCCACAAUCAAGCACCCGUCACAACUCCUUCUCUCCUCCCUCUCCGCCGCGACACUUCCCGCUCUUUUCACGCUUUUUUAAAUUUUUUAUAUAAAAAUAUUAACAACAAGAUGGCGAGCAUCACCAGCCUCGCCAACGAGACCCUGUACUGGGUCAUGCGGGAGUUCUGCCCGCAUUGCGUCGUCGGGUGUGGUGUGUUUGGGGCUGGGUCCGGGGCUUGCCUCGAGUCCCUCGAUCACGCCUCGGUGUUGGCGGGCGACCGCCGCGCCGAGGCGAGAAGGACUCUGCUGGCCCUGACCAGGGUCGGCAACCGCCGGUUGGGUCGCGUGGCCCAACUCUUCCUCUUCCACGUGGUCGACACCGACCGCGGGGACAGCCUCGCCCUGCUCGCGCGCACGUUGGCCGAGGCGCCAGCGCUCGCGCUGGAGAUCCGGGUGGUGGACCUGGGUGGCGUUGCCGUCGCUGGGUCUGGGGGGUCUGCCGUUGUGGUAAGUUCAGUUCUUGUGUCACCGUCUUCAUCAAACAGCUAGCGGGAGAGGGGUCUCCUCGAGUCUGACGUCGACGGCCUCAUUACCGUUCGACUUGACCAGACAUUUCAGGUUCAUGCCAGCGAGGACGACAAUCUAUCACAACAUGCUAGCGGCAUGGUGCGUACCACCUCAUAUUGGAGUGGCGCCCUGC
Molecule: messenger RNA, 814 nt
Organism: Canariomyces notabilis
Lineage: Eukaryota; Fungi; Ascomycota; Sordariomycetes; Sordariales; Chaetomiaceae
Exons: 1
Coding region: 244-663 (139 amino acids)
Source: RefSeq, a predicted model, not a curated record